ACCGGUCGCAUGCUGAUGUCGGCUAUUUUAUGAAAUCUCCACUUUCCAAAACACCAGAAAUACGGGGAAAAUAUGGCAACUCAGAGGCUGCAGUCAGCCACAAUCCCCCCCGUCUUCUAAUUGAGACAACAGCGACCAUCUUUUGAUCAUGGAAUUAAGGAUUCAAGAGAAUAAACGGAGUGCAAAGCUUUUGAGAGAGAAAGAGAACGUUCGUAACCUCACGUUGCAUUUCAGCAACAGACUGACAUUUCAUUGCCAACAGGCAUACAUAAUUGGUGUAGCCUARAUUGGUGAAUUAUCUUUUAGUUAUAGUGAAUUAGAACGUUCUGCUUUGCAAACGGUCUGACAGGUAAACAUCCAUAUACGUKAAUUUUUUCCAUGUCGUCGUCUCAUUGAAUAGGAGAGAAAAAUGAGUGAACAGAGUAUCUGCCAAGCCCGCGCRUCGGUCAUGGUGUACGAUGACGCCAGUAAGAAGUGGGUGCCAAUCAAGCCGGGACAGCAGGGCUUCAGCCGCAUCAACAUCUACCACAACACGGCCAACAACACCUUCCGCGUGGUCGGGGUCAAACUACAGGACCAGCAGGUAGUGAUCAACUACUCCAUAGUAAAGGGGCUGAAGUAUAAUCAGGCCACACCCACCUUCCACCAGUGGCGUGAUGCCAGGCAGGUGUACGGUCUCAACUUCGCCAGCAAGGAGGAGGCCACCACCUUCUCCACCGCCAUGAUGUUUGCCCUCAAUAUGCUCAGCUCGCAAGACGGAGGCUGCUACUUAUAUGCUGUUGGGAGGGGAAGUCCGGUGACGGCUCCAUUCCGUCCCCUAGCCUUCCUAUUGGUGCACAGCCUGGCUAAAAUACCCAUGGAGCCAAACUGUCUUAGACCGCCAAAUCUCACAUGGCACUCUCCUUUUUUGGGGGAACCUUUGAGGUGACCGGAGUGGGCCACGUUGGAGGUGAGCUGAGCUAUGGGGCUCCUCAAGCAAACCCAAGGUGCUUCUUCGGUCCAGGGAACGCAGUCGCAGGCAUUCUCCUGCUUUAUACAUGCUACUGGGGUCCCAUGUUGGAUCACCCGACUCGUGGCUAAUGCUAUUCGAGUAGUCUGGCCAYCUGCCUGACUAGAAGCCAUAGUUAGUACGUAUACUGCAUACAGUAAUAGCUUGCUAAAGACAUUGUAAGAACAGCAGAGAGGGUUUCA
Messenger RNA from Salvelinus sp. IW2-2015, 1191 nucleotides. The record is from RefSeq and is a predicted model, not a curated record. NCBI's taxonomy places the organism in Eukaryota, Metazoa, Chordata, Actinopteri, Salmoniformes, Salmonidae.